Messenger RNA from Drosophila suzukii, 1501 nucleotides. The record is from RefSeq and is a predicted model, not a curated record. Lineage: Eukaryota; Metazoa; Arthropoda; Insecta; Diptera; Drosophilidae.
CUUCCUUGUUUUUAUUAUUUUCUAAUAUUUUUAGACAAAGCUUAUGGUAACGCUUCUUAAAAAUGGAAGGCUGAGCCGUUCCAUACUAAACGUGCUUUCAGAGAACUUGUUCUGUCUCACAAUUUGGAGGGGGCCAGAACAAGAAGAAGCUCAAAGUUUAGCCAAAUUUCGUACGCGCCUUGUUAAAUGCAAUCGCUCUGGUGGAGCCCUCGGAACCUCCCGAAAAGGCACUGCAAAAGGCAAUGAGCGCCUACGACCUCGGACAAUGACGAGUCGUGUUUUCCUGGCUCUUGGGCCUCCUCAAAGAGAUGUCACUUCGCGAAGCCGUGCAGAUUCUUGGUGCGCAGCCAUGACGUUACCGACCAGUAAAUCGUGGCGAUACCAGGUGGUUACAAUUUAGCACCCACUCACUCAACGCCCACGGCAUACUGCGAAUCGGAGCUGGACUGCACGUCACGAGGAGAUGAUGGCAAAGCACACGAUAAGGAAUUCUUAAACUAUUAUCUAGCAUAAAUAAAAACAAUCGUUGAACAUUCCAUGUAUAUUUUUUUCUUAGUGCACCAGCAGAUUCGUCUUUUCAAAAUCGUCAACAACACAAACCCAGCUUCUUGACAGUAAGACCAUGCUACGUGCAUUGCGGGAAAGCUUUGAAAACUACGGUCACACAACGAUUUUUGAACUAGUGAAAUUCAGAGACGAUCUGAGUACUAGAUCUUAAACAGCUGUUUUGUUUAUUAUUAUAUAAAUUACCAUUACCAACGGUUCUUUCCUAGCUUCGCGAAGUCGUUUAGAGUGGAUAAAGGUACUUUCAAAAUGAUUUUGCAAUUGGCUGCAACAAUGCAAUUCCUAGCUACUGGCUGCUACCAGUUGUCAGUUGCCAAGGACCACCACAUUAACAUUGGACGCAUUUUUUUUUAAUUCUCCAUUUAUUUUUUCCCUUAAUGGACAGGUUUUUAUGUCAAGAUGAAAUUUCCAUACAUAUGACCGACCGUCAAAUGCAGACAUCUCGAGAACACUUGUGUGGAUGAAACUCACAUCAAAAUUCAGAAGCCAAUACAAAAUUACUCAGUAUUCUGUAUUAGAAAAGGAUAUUACAUCUUAAACGCCAAGGUGGUAAGUUAAAUAUGUAAUCCGUUAUGUCUAUGUAAAACAAUUAAAUUUUUUAGGUUUGCAAUUAUAACAUGGAGAUAAUCGCCAUUGUUUCCACCCAUCCUCGGUCCUGCCAUGACUCUUUUAUCUGAAACCACUCCAGUGCAAGAUAAGAUUUGUCUAAGACCUUAAACGGACAUCUUGUUCUAGCUGACUCUGGUACGCUGCAAAGAGCUUCGUAUUGACUCCACACAGGAACUCACAGAAUGGGACGCAUCAGCAUCAAUUUAAUUUAAAGAAUUUUAUCGAGUGCACUAUUAAUGUCCUUUAAAGUCGUUUUCGUUGCCAAGAAGAUUGAAUUAUGAGCCCAUGUUUUGUUGCCACAUUGUUAAUGUCUGCUGUGCACUGCAAA